CGAACUUCGAACUUCGAAGGGAAAGAACUGCAAGAAGAAAGCUUAACACAAUGGAUACAAUGAUCAUACUCCGUACCGAGUAAGCUUUUCAAGAUAUUGUGAUUUGUGUCACUCCUUGCAGAUUCGUAGCCUCGCGCCUGGCUGGUGCCCUCCCCGCUUAACCGUUUCACGUCGCCUCAAAGAAAAUCAUGUCUAUGCUUUAAAGAAAUUGGAAUUCACGAUUGCUAUACAACAUUUACCAAUUUCUCUAAUCAUGGCAGCACCAGGUACAAGCAAAUACGUGACUCUCGUAUCUUGCGAUGGCUUUGAAUUCGUCGUUUUGAGAGAGGCUGCUUUGACAAGUGGCGCAAUCAAGAAGAUGCUGGAUACAACCAGUUCGUUUGCCCUCCUCUAUCGAUCCGACCUUGCGAAUAUCUUGCAAUUGAACCAAUACUUACUUAUUUUAUUCAUAUACAGGUGGUUGGGAAGAGUCUCAAACAGGAAUCUGCCGUUUCGCUGAGAUAAAGUAUGCCUGCCAUUUCCUUUUUUUGGUUAGCUCUCUCUACAAUACGAUUAGCCAUUUCUUCGACAAACAUCACACAGUUGAGAUUAUUUUCCAACAAAGGGUACACAGGCGUCGGUGAUGAUAGAAGCUAUUUCGAUACAGACCCUCUAUCCCCUUUUGGGAUUGCCGUGGACUGGAUGCUCGUUUUUUACACUUGAUCUGAGACCCGCUUUUAUGCCUAUUUAAGUUUUUAUUCGUUUUUUUUUUCUCUGCGAAUGCUUUCAUUCUUCAACAAUCCAUCAACAACCAUCUAGAAGCCAGUUGAAUGGCGAUUCAUGAUUAGCCGGCCCUCAGGGCAGCAUCAUCUUAUGUCUAGCAUGGCAUUGCUACAAAUAUUUCUCGAAGACUAACUACAAUCUUUCUUAAAUAGUGGUAUUGUCCUCGAGAAGGUCGCCGAAUACUUUUACUAUAACUACAAAUAUCGCAACUCGGAGAAUGUGCCAGACAUGGAGAUUCCGGCAGAGUUGUGUCUCGAGUUGUUGAUGGCAGCCGAUUAUCUGGACAGUUAGUAUUCGACUACUACCUCUCGAUUUCAUGGUCGAUAUUCUUGCUAACGCUUGCCGUUGCAGCAUAAUACGCCUCGCAUUAGAACAGCUUAAUGAUGACGGCGGAGUUUACGUUUGUCUAGGAUGAGAAACAUACAAUUGAUGAUAUGGAGUCGCUAGGG
This is a messenger RNA of Sclerotinia trifoliorum, 1211 nucleotides long. NCBI's taxonomy places the organism in Eukaryota, Fungi, Ascomycota, Leotiomycetes, Helotiales, Sclerotiniaceae. The record is from the annotation of a GenBank genome assembly.